UCUACUUUACAACUUUUCACUAAACUUAUUCUUCUUAUAUCCGCCUUAUAAAUCCGGUUUUGCAUAUUUUCAUGUGACACUGGGAAAAAAGAAGGAUGAGACAUGUGACAGAUACACGAAAGGGUGGAGCGAUAAGGAGAUGGAGAUGAAAGUGAGACCUCAGUGAGCAGGUGUGAAUGUGUGCACAUUAGAGACAGACAUAUCAUCAUCUACUUCAUCAUCCUCAUAAAGAAAACAACUGAUAUUCCAGCACGUGGAAGCAAGGAAGACAGACAGCCCAAUGCAGCUUUAAAGUGUGGAUGGUUAAAAGGUUCCAAUGGAUGCUCAGACUGAAAAUGAAAGAGGUGAGCAAAAGGAGACGGCAGUCAGGCAGAGCAGGUCUCUGCUCUCCCCACAGCUUAAAGCCAUGAUCCAAAUCAAGAAGAAAUACCUGAAGAAACAUCAUACGGAUCACGGCUCUACCUCAGCCAGGCUGGGCCUGAACGGCUCAAACUGCAUGAUCUCAGAUGGCCAACCUAAGAGGCCUAAGAGGAAAACCAAGCGUCGUGUGCUGUUCCCUAAUGACACUCUCAUGUUCAAGCCGAAGAAGGAACGCAACCGAUCGAAACAUUUCCUGAUCUUCUUCUGCAUCAUCAUCUUCCUCCAGGUCUACAACGCCAUCUUGGAGGAUGAUACUUUGAAAUACGACCUUGAAGGUUUGGAGAAGACAUUACACAGGGAGGUGUUCGGUCAGCGGGAGGUGCUAGAGGAGCUAAUGGACCACCUGGUAGAUUACCUGUCCACCUACAACCACCAGCAACCCCUCGCCCUGUCUCUACACGGGCCGUCUGGCGUGGGGAAAACCCACCUGGGUCGCCUGUUCGCUCGCCACUUCCGUUCCGUGAUAGGCGACAAGCUGGUGGUGCAGUAUUUUUCCAAGCACCACUGCCCCCUGCAGGAAGCAGCGCAGCAUUGCGCCUCCAAACUGGUCAAGCGCAUAGCCGAGGUAGUGACUCUAGCCGAGGAAGAAGAGCAAAUUCCGUUCUUCAUCCUAGAUGAGGUGGAACUAAUGCAGCCUCCGCUGCUGGACGCUCUGAAGUCCUUUCUUAAACCAGAUCAGAAGAAUGAGUUUCUUAACGUGGUUUAUGUUUUUCUAAGCAGCCUGGGCCAAAGGGAAAUAACAGCUCACGUCCUGCAAAACGGCUCGAUCGCUGGAGCUCAUAAAUCGCUUCGGCGUGCCCUGUCUGGAAUCCAUCCUCUGUGGAAGGACCCCGCGGUGAAGGUUGUUCCUCUGUCUCUACUGGAGCGUGAGCAUGUGAUCCUUUGCUUUUUGGAGGAAAUGACGCUCGAGGGGUUUUAUCCCGACAUCACUCAGGUAGAGACACUGGCGGAUGAACUGGCCUAUCACACAGCGGCUGGAAAGCUGUAUGCGAAGACCGGAUGCAAACAAGUUGUGGCAAAGGUUAACUUGCUUUAAACGAAAUCCACUUCAUAGUGAAGCGAGUUAAGGAUGUGAGCAUUUCUGUCAUACAGUACAUUUUUGUUUUUUUACAUCUUACAGGAAA
Molecule: messenger RNA, 1544 nt
Organism: Triplophysa rosa
Lineage: Eukaryota; Metazoa; Chordata; Actinopteri; Cypriniformes; Nemacheilidae
Gene: tor4ab
Product: torsin family 4, member Ab
Exons: 3
Coding region: 317-1456 (379 amino acids)
Cellular component (GO): endoplasmic reticulum lumen; nuclear envelope
Molecular function (GO): ATP binding; ATP hydrolysis activity
Source: RefSeq, a predicted model, not a curated record